Psilocybe cubensis is the source of this 1680-nucleotide messenger RNA. RefSeq lists its product as uncharacterized. The record is from RefSeq and is a predicted model, not a curated record. NCBI's taxonomy places the organism in Eukaryota, Fungi, Basidiomycota, Agaricomycetes, Agaricales, Agrocybaceae. The transcript is spliced from 2 exons. Bases 1 to 1680 code for a protein of 559 amino acids.
AUGGAGCCCCCACCCGACCCUCCUCCGCCCUCUCAGCCCCCAACCGAUGUGAAGGGAAAAUCUCGCGCCACGCCUUUACAAGGUUCAGCCGGAGAGUCCUCUCACGUCAACAACUCGGUUUCCAUCCCGUCUACCUCUGCUGUUGAAGACACUACGCCUGCGUCUUCAAGCUCUGCAUCUUCAAGCUCCACGUUUUCUGUUGUCCAUCCGCCUCAUCCGUUUGAAUUGGCGUUUCAAGUUGAUGAAGUCCCAGUUCCUGCAAUUUUUGUUGGCCCAUUCACCAACACUCCUUCUCGUUACUUCGGCAUCAAUUUCUCUGGAACUCGUGUUCCACACCCUGCAGAGCUUGUACAUCCUGCUCUAAUGGUUCUGGUUGUCACCGUCGGUCAUGUCGUUGGAAUUUUUGAUAGAGAAGAUCAAAUUGAUUUGGCUACACUAUUUCUCGUUCCGGGUUUUGUUGUCCGUCAGUUCUACACAUGGUACCGUGCACGCGCGUUCUACGCACAGGAGUACCAUGCUGGUCGCGUCCGGAUUGUCCCUUUCCCGCCAUCUGGUUCACCAUCUCCAACGUCCCCGCCAUCGGCCCCAGGUGGAGGCCCGUCAUCGGAUGCAGGUCCGUCAUCGGCUCCAGAUGCAGGCCUGUUGUCGGCAUCAGGCGCAGGUGCUCCGCUAUCAGGAGCUGGACAGUCUUCAACUCCUGGCCCACCCGCAUCGUCACUUCCGUCAGCAUCAAGCCCAUUGUCUACCACUACCCCCGGUUCCACUUCUGCUGCAUUGCCUCCCCCCCCUGUACCCUCUGUACCCUCUGCACCGACACAAUGUGCAUCGGCAUCGGCAAUGGCACGGGUCUCGACCCCGACAGUUGCGCUGGACCCAAAUGCACCCUUUGGUACGCAGGCUAAUCCGAUUCCCGUUGGUUUUGGCGCCGCUCGAACUCGCAGGGCUAUCCGCUUGGCAAGGUCUGACCCUCGCUUGGCUUCCAUCACUACCACAGCCAGAAAAGGGAAGGGUAAACUUCGAAUCAUCAAAGAAGAUCUCAGUAAACCCGACUACGUGAAGUUGACACCCGGAGGCAAGUAUUAUAUUCAAGACCCAGACGACCCAUGGACCUAUUACGCCGUGGACUCCAUCGAACGUAUGCUCCCGCCGCCUACUUAUCAUUUUGGCCGCUCAGCUUCGGAGAUUGCAGCAAAUCCACCUCCUCCUAUCCGACUUGAAUCCCCCAGCACUCCUUCUCUUCCUCUGCCUCCGGCUUAUUCUGCUCCAUUAGCUGCUAACCAGAAUCCCACGGUCACGGUCAACUCUUUCAACACUUCGGAACAACGUCGUAUUUCGCAAGCAAUGGAAAUUGCGGCUGAGUCUACGUGGAGCACCGAGGGUUAUUUGUGGUCGGACACCUGGCCUACUACCUCCCCAGUCGGUCCUAGCUAUGCCUAUCCUGUGCCGUCUUGGGCUGAGGCAAUGACCGAGACCUUGUCGGAUUCUUUUCCCGGACCCUUGCAAUCUCAAGACUCUCAGGCUUCCCUUGGCACCACUCUUGGCGCUUUGUCGGAAGCCAGUUCUUUGAAUAACCAAGCAAGUCAGGCGCCUACUGCUUCCUUGGAUUCAGCCUCUCGCACAAACACUCAGCAGUUGGACAUCUCUGACAGUCAGAUGGAUGUUGAUCAAGGGAGUCAGUAG